CCAGAGUUUUUGUCGGUGCAGGCGCUGAGUUCGACCGCCUGGUGGCGAAGGUACGAGAGCUCAGUGUUCCACCUCCUGAAGAAGGAGGCGAAGAAGAAUUCUCAUCUCUGUGAAUAAUAAUAAUCCUUCUGGAUCAUUUGAGCUCUUAUUUUCUCCUUCUGUCUGAUUUCAUUUAAUUUCUCUUUCAUUCUGCGAGUUUGAGAGGCGAAAACAGACAGACAGACAGACAGAGAUACGUAUAAAGGAUGUCUGAGGUGGAGUUAUCAUGCUUGGCGUGUGUAAAGAUGUUCCUGCAUGCUAGUGUGUAUCCGCGCUGCAGCGUAAACGGGCUGCUGUUAGCACCUGCAGGAGGUGUGUGUGACGAAGGUGUGUGUGUGACCGACUGUGUCCCUCUGCUGCACUCUCAUCUUCCACUGGCCAUGAUCGCUCAGCUUGCUCUCACACAGGUGGACAUGUGGUGUUCUCAGACGCAGCAGAGGAUUGUGGGAUAUUACCAGGCUAAUGCUAAUCUGUCUGACUGCAGUCCAACUGCAUGUGCUUUCAAAAUGGCAGACAAAAUCGUGGAGCAGAGCAGCAACGCAGUGUUACUGAUGAUCGAUGGAAAGAAAAUGUCACCUGGAUAUCGUGUUCCUCCAAUAGUGAUGUACGAACAUAAAGACUCACGAUGGACCUUAAAAGACAAACACACUAUAAUGCUUCGCCAGUGGGAGGAAACUCGAGCAGUCACCGCUCAGUUACUGAACUCCGGGGAUCACACUUUGUUGGUUGACUUUGACAACCAUUUGGAUGACAUCGCAAAGGACUGGACCAAUCAGAAACUCAAUGCUAAGAUCAUGGAGCUAGUCUGUCCAGCUAACGGCAGCAUGUAAACGUCAGUGUUGUUUAUGUGUCAGAGAAUAAACUCACUGUCAUUCUGAU
Tachysurus vachellii is the source of this 918-nucleotide messenger RNA. It is a transcript of the gene emc9, whose product is annotated as ER membrane protein complex subunit 9. The record is from RefSeq and is a predicted model, not a curated record. Gene Ontology annotation, cellular component: EMC complex. Bases 246 to 869 code for a protein of 207 amino acids. The transcript is spliced from 6 exons. Lineage: Eukaryota; Metazoa; Chordata; Actinopteri; Siluriformes; Bagridae.